This is a messenger RNA of Cladophialophora yegresii CBS 114405, 2184 nucleotides long. RefSeq lists its product as uncharacterized. Gene Ontology annotation, biological process: carbohydrate metabolic process. The record is from RefSeq and is a predicted model, not a curated record. Bases 1 to 2184 code for a protein of 727 amino acids. Lineage: Eukaryota; Fungi; Ascomycota; Eurotiomycetes; Chaetothyriales; Herpotrichiellaceae. The transcript has 3 exons. Gene Ontology annotation, molecular function: carbohydrate binding; hydrolase activity, hydrolyzing O-glycosyl compounds.
AUGUGGACAUCGCUAGUCUUCGCAUUCAGCCUGUUGGGCUCAAGUCUGGGGACUAUCGACGUCAAGGUCUCUACCACAAAUCCCUUUGCACUCACUAUUACCAGCCAAGGCAUCAUCGUCAACAACAAAGCCGUACUCACUGGCCCAUUGAACACAACAGCCGUGCCAGUGUCCGCAUCCAGCGAUGGCGCGGUCGCCAACAGCGGAGGCAUCAUCGACUGGUCAAUUAUUCAGCCAAACGUCGUGAAGAUCCAGUACAACUCGACGGCUGCGUUCACGGGAGCACAAUUUGCAGCAGGGCCAAACGAAAAUUUCUAUGGCGUCUGGGAAUAUCCAUGGAAUGAUUCGCUCACCAAUAACGGCAUCUCCUUUGACCUCAAAGGUGCUGGGAAUAUGCCAGGGUCGAACUGGGACAAUGCACGAGCUCCGACAUUCUACAGCAGCGAGGGUUAUGGCGUGUAUGCCGACACUCUGGAUAUGGGCUCGUUCCAGUUCAGCCCUAGUCAAGCGCAGUUCAUCUUCAAUACGAGCAGUUUGGUUUACUACAUCAUCCUGCCAACCGCUCCUGGUGACUACAAGUCAAUCAUCGAGACAUACACCGGUCUGUCAGCACGGAUCACGAUGCCUCCAGACUCGGGAUACGGCCCGACGUUCUGGUCUGAUAACUUCGAGACCGACUUUCAUGGCGAUGUUAGCAAUGCUCAAGAGAACUACUAUGACGUGAUCGAUCACCUCUACUACAACCAGAUUCACGCUUCAUCCUUCUUCGCCGACCGCCCCUACGGCACAGGAAACUAUUCAUUCGGGAACUUUGACUUCGACCCGAAAUACUACCCAACUCCCGAACAAUUCAUCGCCAAUCUCUCUUCCUGGGGCUUUGACUUUCAAGUGUGGGUGGCGAACCGUGCCUUCUGGCAUAACGAGCUUUUCAAUGUGUCGGCCGCCAAUGGAUGGCUCUUCCCGGGCAUCAAUCCGGAGUUCUUUCUGGGUCCCGCGCUUAACCUCUCCAUACCAGCGGCGUAUGAUUACUUCUUGCAGAAGCUGUCAUACUUUCCCUCAGUUGGCGUCAAGGGUUACAAAAUUGACCGCGGCGAAGAGGGAGAGAUGCCAGUGUGGGAACAAAACAUUCAGAUGCAACUGUUUGAACAAAUCUGUGAGACUUCUAUGGCCACUAAAUGGGGCAAGAACGGGUUCUACAACUUCGCUCGGUCAGCUGUCGAUCGCUCUCGUGCUCUGACAAAUAUAUGGAAUGGUGAUUCUCACGCCAACUUCACCGGACUCCAAUAUAGCAUUGCGUCGGGCAUUCGCGCAGGGUUACUCGGGUUCUCAACCUGGUCGUCAGAUACGGGAGGCUACGUCCGCUCCCCUAACCUGGUGGCCGACCAACCUACACCGGAGGUCUGGGCCCGCUGGAUGCACUUCUCAGCUUACUCCCCUGUCUACGAAAUCAUGGUCGGCACGAAUCAUACCCCGUGGUACCCCCCGUAUCCAUCACGCCUCGUCUCGAUCCUGAAAUCCACUGCAAACGAACACCACGCCCUCCUCCCGUACAUCAAAUCCUUCACAUAUCAAGCCAGUUUGACCGGCGUGCCCGUCAUGCGUGCCCUCUUCCUCGAAGCCCCCAAUGAUCAGAAGGUUCUCGACACACCGGAUGCAUAUUACUUUGGGGACAGCUUCUUCGUUGCUCCAAUAGUGCAAGAGGGCGGCCGUCGCACAGUCUAUUUCCCUAAUGACACUGUGUCCGUGUACACCGACCGCGCCUAUCUGGAAUACCACAACAAGACGGAAGUUUACCAAGGCGGCUCUUCGACGAACGUGACAUUGGAGUGGGAGUUCUCCCCUGUGUACGUGCGUGAAGGCUCCCUCGUCGUCAAGGGCGACAUUUACCAGGGCAACAACAAGUGGACAAAGAACUGGGCGCCCAGUCUGACAAUCGAGGCAUUCCCAAGCUACAACUUCGGCACGUACGUGUUUCCUUACUACAACGGGGCUGAAGUGGUGAAUAUCACGUUGAGCAGUUCGACCGAAUCGCAGACUGCAACUGUACAGUGGGAUGGUGAUCUGGGAGUCAACCACACGACAAUCGUGUUCUACGGAAAUGGUGGAGCGAAGAGUGUUUCCCCCUCCAUAACCAGUACGGGAGGGUCGGCGCAGGUGUCGAGUUUCAGCAGUAUCUUCGGAUGA